This is a messenger RNA of Astyanax mexicanus (Mexican tetra), 2185 nucleotides long. It is a transcript of the gene ssb, whose product is annotated as small RNA binding exonuclease protection factor La. Lineage: Eukaryota; Metazoa; Chordata; Actinopteri; Characiformes; Acestrorhamphidae. The transcript has 12 exons. Gene Ontology annotation, cellular component: cytosol; nucleus; ribonucleoprotein complex. The record is from RefSeq and is a predicted model, not a curated record. Gene Ontology annotation, molecular function: RNA binding. The coding region runs from base 88 to 1305 and encodes 405 amino acids. Gene Ontology annotation, biological process: positive regulation of translation; RNA processing.
UCAUGAGCGCGCCCGCAUUGAUUCAUGGGAAAUAGCUCUGGCAACGUGAGAGAAGCGUUAACCCGAGAGCAGCGGUAAGAUAGAAAGAUGGCUGAAGAACAAGAAUUUUCUCCUCUAGAGAAGAAGGUGGUAGAACAGAUAGAGUAUUAUUUUGGAGAUCACAAUCUGCCUCGAGAUAAGUUCCUGAAGGAGCAGAUGCAGCUGGAUGAUGGCUGGGUUACCCUAGAGACGAUGCUUAAGUUUAACAGGCUGAAAAAUUUGACGUCAGAUACUGCCAUUAUCGUCAAAUCACUACAGAAGUCUAAAACGGGGCUCCUGGAGGUCAGCGAGGACCAAACAAAGAUCAGAAGGUGCCCAACUAAACCCCUGCCAGAGCACGAUGAGGAGUUCAGAGACGCUGUCAAACACAAGUCUAUUUAUAUGAAAGGCUUUCCCUUGGAGACAACGCUGGAUGAGGUUAAGGAGUGGCUGGCUGAUAAAGGAAGUGUGGAGAACAUUCAGAUGAGGAAAGGCCCACAGAAGACUUUCAAAGGCUCCAUUUUUGCAGUUUUGGAGUCAGAAGAUGCAGUUAAGACCUUUGUUGCAAGAGACGACGUCAAGCAGUUCAAAGGAAACGACAUGAUCGUUCUGUCAAAAGAUGAUUACAUCACGAAGAAGAUAAAUGAGAGGAAGCAGAAUCGUGCAGAAGCAAAGGCUAAAGCCAGGAGUGAAAAGGAAGAGCACCAAAAACAGGCUGAAGAGGAAGAGAUGAAAUCUCUGGAUGAUCAGAGGGGGUGUUUGCUGAAGUUUUCUGGAGAUCUGGAACAGGUUUCUCGAGAGGACUUUCAUGAGAUCUUCUCUGAGCAUGCCCAAAUCAAAUGGAUUGACUUUACCAGAGGAGCUAAAGAGGGCACCAUCCUCUUCCGAUCAAAUGCCAAAGAGGCCCUGGAGGCUGCAGGGGGAGCUGAGCUGAAGGUUAAGGAUAAGGAGGUUAAGUGGGAGGUGCUGGAAGGAGAUGUAGAGAUGGAGACGCUGAAGAAAAUCAUUGAGAGUCAACAGGAGUCAAUCAACAAACGUAAAGGAGGAAGAGGAGGUCACAGAGGUCGUGACCGAGGUCGUGGCAGAGGCCGAGGAGGCCGGAGGGACCGGGGAGGGAGAGAUAAUGUGCACUUUCAGGGCAAGAAAACCAAGUUUGACAGUGAUGAUGAAGAUGGGGGUGGAGAUCAUGACGAGCCUGCUGUUCCAAAGAAGAGAGCACUUGAGUCCAAUGGGAAAGAAGCUGAUGCGCCAGCAUCCAAACAGGCGAAGGAGGAGAACGGUUCUUAAACAGGGAGCUGGUCCCCUGCUGUAUCUGUACUGUAGAUAUUCUCUUAUAAACAAGCAAUUCCACUGUCUGACGCAGGCCACUAACCUGAAACCGCUCAUCUCUGCCUCGUGAAUAAGCAGCAGCAUGGAGUAACCAUACUGAACUGAACCUAGGACUGAAUGUAACCCUGUAGGCUGAAUAGUCAUCAAAUCAUGUUUUUUAAUUUUUUAUAAACCACCACCUGCUGUGUCGAUAUUUACAUUCUUUCUUUCUUUUUCUGAUGGUAAUGGUUUGAGAAUUAUUCUCAAAGCAUGAACAUUUCUGGCUUUUCUUUCCUGAAUGGAAUGCUUGGUUCAGUCCUUUGUGAACAACAUUGACCUAAUCAGUUAUUUAAAUUGUUAAAUAGGUUAUUAUAUGCAAACUGUUGAAUAUUAAUUGCCGACAAGCUACAAACUCAGCCUAAGUUAGAGAUUUAACACAUCCUUUUACAUGUGGUUUUGGUCGCACUUCUGUACAUUUAAAAUUCUUUAGUUCACAGCUGUUUUACAGUUAUGGUCAUAUUCUCAAUCUGUAGCGUAGCAUCUGUUCAUGUAUCUGAAUUGGUUACAGCAGGGUCUGUUCUUCUGAACAGUACGAGUUUGUUUUUGUUGAAAUAGGACCAUGGAGUUUAAUUGAUGUCGGUUAAUAUUUUUUCCCUCUGUUUUUAUUUAACCAAUGAAUUUUCCCAAGCUACUCUGUAAAAGCUCUUCCUAAGUGCCAUUUUAAUUCAGUUUAUUUGUACACGCCCCUCCGAGGGUUUCAAUGUACGGCACUUGUUUUCUUUAUUACUUUGCUUUUCAUGUGUGAUGAAUUUAGCUUAUUUCCUAUUUUGAAUUUCAAUAAAAACAGAAAAUCAUACAA